This is a messenger RNA of Syngnathus typhle (broad-nosed pipefish), 836 nucleotides long. It is a transcript of the gene fam221a, whose product is annotated as family with sequence similarity 221 member A. Bases 195 to 836 code for a protein of 213 amino acids. The record is from RefSeq and is a predicted model, not a curated record. The transcript is spliced from 5 exons. Lineage: Eukaryota; Metazoa; Chordata; Actinopteri; Syngnathiformes; Syngnathidae.
AUUUGCUCGAGUGGGCUUCGGUUAUUUGUGAAACACUUGCAGUACAUUUUCCGGCCGUUAGAUGGACCCUGGGUCAUUUCCAUAGCAACAUAACAGUAAAACAAUGAUGGGACGGUUUUGAUGUGUAAUUUGGCAUUUUGUUCUUUUAUAAAAGUCGCGGCCUAACACAUAAACAGCCUGCCUCCCCUUUUACAAUGGAAUCUGUAUUCUUGGACAGUUCAGCCUUAAAAGCGGUGGAUGACUAUUGCGAGUACAAAAGGCUUGUUGGCGAUGACGACGGAGGCAAAAUGUUGACUCCUGAGCAAUAUGAGGAGUACAAGAGGAAAAUGAUCCCACAGCGAUUGAAAAACAGACUGUAUGUGAGCUUUGGUGUGCCAGGAGGCAUCGACUGCAAACACGUCGGUCCGGAGACACUGUGCUUCUGUGCGCAUAGAUACAAGCAACAUAAGACGGACUUUGAGGUCAUUCCUUCUGAGCGACCUUUACGCCUACCGUGCCGGGUGAGGAAAUGUCUUUGUUGUGCCUAUGAAUAUCUUCCCCACAUCGGGGCAGUACCCGCCCGCUGCCGGUGUAAACAUUUGCCUCGAGAUCACACCGAAGGCGCCGGACAUUUGUGCAGAAAAUGUGACUGUUCUGGGUUCAGGAGUCCGUACACAUGUGGAUGUGGCCAGCCCGCGUACAAUCACCAGACGCUGGUUGAGACAAAGUCCGAGAGCGAGGCACGAGGUCGCCCGGUGGGUGAAGAUGUGCCUUAUGCUGCGAUGGGCGGUCUGACCGGGUUCUGCUCCAUGCUGGAUAGUUACACAGCUUUGGAGGCCAAUGCGUUGCGUGAGUAG